Rosa chinensis is the source of this 953-nucleotide messenger RNA. RefSeq names its product protein NEN1-like. Gene Ontology annotation, molecular function: nucleic acid binding; 3'-5' exonuclease activity. The transcript is spliced from 3 exons. The coding region runs from base 600 to 953 and encodes 117 amino acids. The record is from RefSeq and is a predicted model, not a curated record. NCBI's taxonomy places the organism in Eukaryota, Viridiplantae, Streptophyta, Magnoliopsida, Rosales, Rosaceae.
CUCUAGAAUCUAAGAUGCCCUUCCAAGCCAAAGAGUUUUUGAAGGUUUCUUUUGCACUUACAGAAAAUGAUCAUGUCUCAAAUACUUUCUGCCAGUGAGGUUGAGUAAGAACUUCCCAGGUAAGCUUAGCUAAAGCAGCUUUAUUAAAAUAUGCUCAGCUAGCUGGUCUAAAAUAAUGACUCUAAUCAAAUCAAAGUAUACGUGUGAGCAUAUGUAAUGGCUGAUUUUUAAAAGCUUGGACGACGGACCCCCCCUAGGGUCCCACACUCGACGGAUUUUGUUGGACUUCAUCAGUUCAUCAUAGGGUUAGUUACAACACUCAAUAGUUCGUGCGUCUGCGGUGCAGUGAUUAGUUUGACUAUGCUGAGAUACACUGUAUGGUGUGUAUUGGUUCUAUUGACGUCUUCCACUCAAAAAAAAAAAAAAAGUUUCUUUUGCACUUUAGGUUGUGUGAAGCUUCGGUCGUACGCCAAGGCAAGGAGUGAGGAAUACGUUUGGGCCCAAAGCAAGCCUUUUUCAUAUAAAUAUAAAUAUAAAUAUUCAAUCCGCCUUGGCGCGAAUCCUCAACUCAAGAGGUUCUCUCUCAGUAUCUAUCAAUCAUGAGUCGGAGCGGCGAGGACCGGUUCGAGAUCGCGUUCUUCGACCUGGAGACGACCCGACCCGGUCAGGGCUUCGCCUUAUUGGAAUUCGGAUCCAUCCUUGUUUGCCCCAGGAAGCUGAUUGAGCUCGAGAGCUACUCCACUCUAAUCCGACCCGCCGACCUCAAUUCCAUCAACUCCUUGUCCGUCCGCUGUAACGGCAUUACCCGAGACGCAUCAUCGCCGCCCCGGGCUUCGAUGAGAUCGCCGAUAGAGUUUUCGACAUUCUCCAUGAACGUAUAUGGGCCGGUCAUCAGUGGCGGAUCCAGGAUUGGAACCUUGGACGGGCUGGAUUUAUUCUUUAUAUCAGAGUAA